AUGAGAGACAAAAAGACGACGCUGAUCCCCAUAACCUUGCACCAUAUUCAACGACAGCUCCAAACUCCCUCUACGUGCCCUCUGCAGUAUAGGUGUUUUCUAAUCUCAAAGCCACUCUGUGCAGAGUGUGGGAGAAGAAGGUCCAAGGGAACCGCCCAAACAAGGAGACGCCUAGAGUUUUCGGAAGAUGACAUCAUCAAGAUCCCGGGGUGCGAUCUGGUGGCAGUGAUAGAGCGUUUCAAGAGGACCAUCAUUGGUCGCAUGUUUUACCGUGAUGGGAGAAGUAUGGAGGCUUUACUGACGCAACUACCAAGUGCUCGGAUCUGGGAUAUGGAGGGAAGAGUUAAGGGUACAAACCUUAGCAAUGGCAGAUUCCAAUUUGACAUUGAUAAGGAGGAAGAUCUGGUGAAAGUCUUAGCAAAUCGCCUUUGUCAUUUUAAUCGCUGGAGUUUUGCACUCGAGGGAUGGGAACCCUCAACACAAAAGGAUUUUCCAUUCACGAUGCCAUUUUUGAUGCGAGUUACAGGAGUCCCCGCUAUUGGCAAAGCUUUGGGACAUGUACUCAAAACGGAUGCCGAGAAGGCACAUUUGCAAGUUUUCAUUAAUGUAAAUGAGCCCUUACAGUUUGAAAGAAGAGUGGGAUUCUUGAAUGGUAAUGUUGGCAAGAUUGAAUUCAAAUAUGAGGGACUGCAACGGUUUUGCUUCAAAUGUAAGCGCAUCUCACAUGAAACUAGCUCAUGCCCAGAGGUGCCUGCAGAGGAGAAGCAGAGCUACAACAAGCUGGGAGAGGACCCAAAAGGGAAAAGAGACUCGAUGCUGUUCCAGAAAGAUGCAAAGGAUUCACUAAUGCGAAUGAAAUCCCCAGUUUGGGAGGAAUAUGAGAAUCAGUAUCAACAGUCUCAGUCAAGAAAUGGUUUCAGAGAAACAGGGGAAAACUUCAGCCCCGAGAGAAGGAGGUCUGAUUCGCAUCCUAGCAAACUGGGGAAAUUAAACUCGGGGGCUAUCCGAGAAGUGUGGCAAUGGAGUAAAGAAAGGGAUCUAUGGAUGAAUCUCAGAGGUAAGAGACUAGCCCAAAACAAGGAUGUUUGGAACAGGAUUAACGAGCCUUAUGUGAGCUAUUUUCCGCGACUUCGCUAG
Thlaspi arvense is the source of this 1137-nucleotide messenger RNA. Lineage: Eukaryota; Viridiplantae; Streptophyta; Magnoliopsida; Brassicales; Brassicaceae. The record is from the annotation of a GenBank genome assembly.